Molecule: messenger RNA, 300 nt
Organism: Clonostachys byssicola
Lineage: Eukaryota; Fungi; Ascomycota; Sordariomycetes; Hypocreales; Bionectriaceae
Source: the annotation of a GenBank genome assembly
AUGGCCUGGCAGCAAUCCUUCUGCGCGAUGACACACCGCGGACUGGCCGCUCGCUUCGGCGACCUGAGCUCCAGGGCUAGGCCAUCGGUCCGAAACGAUCGAAUCGCAGCUCGAGCGCUGGCCAGCACGUGGGUGUUCGUUCUGAUCAGCGGCGGAAACGAGCAUCAAACAGGUGCAGUCACAGAGUACAAGCUACAGAGGACCUGGAAGCUCUCUGAUGUCACGCCAGUUGGGGAUUCCACCCUGCAGGAGAUCAUUGGCACAGUCUACCACCGGUUCAUCGACGGGGCUAGUGGGUAG